Molecule: messenger RNA, 16590 nt
Organism: Plasmodium yoelii
Lineage: Eukaryota; Apicomplexa; Aconoidasida; Haemosporida; Plasmodiidae
Product: erythrocyte membrane protein
Exons: 1
Coding region: 1-16590 (5529 amino acids)
Source: RefSeq, a predicted model, not a curated record
AUGAAUUGUCUCAUGAAAAAUAUGAAUAUUUCAGAAAUAAAUGAAAAGCUAGUUGGGGGUGGAAAAGUUGAAGAAUCAAUACAAAAGGAAAAUGACAUAAAAAAAAAAAAAGAACAUAAUACAUCAUUUUAUUAUGAGAUAUAUAACAAAAUUAAUAUUUAUUAUAAAUAUUCUAUCAAUGAAGAGGAAAGAAAAAAUAAAUGCUUUUUGAAAAAUAAGAACCCAUUGACUGAAAUAACAAAAAUUCAAGAUGAGUUAGUAAAUUUUUUUGAUGAAAAUGUUGAAUUAUUUUCGAACCCAUUUUAUUUUUUAAAUUAUGAAGAAGAUAACAAUAUAAAUAAAAAUGAUUUAAAAAAUUAUUUAGGAACAAAAUAUCCAAAUUUAUUAAGUAUUAUGGAAGAUAUAAUAAAAUGCUCAUUAAUAAUAAAUAGGAAUGUUUAUUAUGUAUGUGAUUUGUUUAAUGAUGUUUACAAAAAUCUUGAAAAAAAUAAUAUACACACAGAAAUAAGCAAAACAAUAUAUAUCAAUGAGGUAUUAAAAGAAUGUAUAGAAAAAGAAAAUUUAAUUAUUAUGAUAUUUUUGGAAAUUUUAGGGUAUAUAAAUAGGAAUGAAAAAAUUGGAGUAACAUUAGAUAAUGAUAACAAAUUGAUGAAACAUGAAUAUUUUAGUGAAAAAGAAGAUAAUUAUACAGAUAAUGAAUUAAAAAAAAAUGAAGAAAUAAAAUCAUCAAGUGAUAAUAGUUCAUUAAGUAAUAAUUCAUUAGCUAGUUUGAAUAUUUCUAAAAAAAAAAAAAAAAAAAAUAUUAAUAAUAAAAAAAUAAAUGGAGAUAAAUUUUCAUAUUAUAUAUUAGUUAAUCUAACAGAAAAUGAUUUGAUUGAAAAUAUAUUUUUAGAAAUUGAUAAAAUAAUUAAAUUUUUAAUAAAAUUUGAUGGUAUUUGUGAUAAAUCUGAAUAUGUAUUUAAUUAUAAAACACAUAAAAUAAAUAUAUUAUUUAAUUUAUUAGAUAUAUUAUUUUUAUAUUUUUCUAAAUUUCAUGCAAAUAUAUAUAACAUCUCUUCUAUUUUUAAAUCAAUAAAUCAUCUUGUUUCAACAAAAUAUUUUGAUUUUAUAUCAACAGAUUAUUAUGUCAAGGAAUUAGACAAUAUUUUAUUUUUAGAAUCACAAAAAAAAAAUAAAAAAAUUAUUAAAUAUAUAAAAAAUAUUAAAAAUAGUAAAAUUAUAUCACAAGCUGAUGAUUAUUAUAAGUUAGAUAUAAAUAUAUCAGAUUCGGGUUUAAAUAAACUUGAUGAGUUUGUUGAAAAUGAAUUAAACCCUUCUGUUUAUAAUUCUAUUAAUUUUGAAGAAUCUAAUACGUUGGCAAAAAUAAAUAAACCGUUAAUAUCUGAUAUUGCAAAUUCGCAAAGACAAAAUUUAAUAACUAAUUCGGUUAAUAUUGGAAAUAUGAAUAAUGUGCCUAAUAUAAUUAUAACAGAAUCUAAUGAAAAUAUGUCAAAUAUAAAUCAUAAAACUUCAAAUUUAUUAGAUGUAAAUUUAUUAAACAAAUUUGGUAAUAGUACUAAUAGUAGUAAUAAUAAUAUAGUAACGCCAAAUCAAAUAAAUUCUUCUAAUUUUCAUUCUGAAAUAAAUAAUUUAGUAGGAAAAAAUAGUGGAAAUAUUAUGAUGAACUCUCAAAAUAAGUGUGGAAUAAAAAAUAAUAUAUUUAAUAAAUGUUUAGAUUCUACUGGAUAUUGGUAUAACUGUAAUUGUAGUCUGAAUCAUUUUGAAAAAUCAACACUUACAUUAUCUACACAAAUAAGUUUAUUAUUAAUAUUAUGCUUACACCCAAAUAUAGAUAAAUAUGUAUAUGAAAAAAGGAAAAAUAUAAAAAUAAAUAAUUCCUUAUCUCCAGAUGGUAUUAACAUUAGUGUACAAUCUUCUGGUAAAGAAAAUAUAAAUGAACUAUUAGAAUUAAAAAAUAAAAAAAUAAAUUUUGAAAAUUUUCAAACACCAACAAUAUGGAAAUACAAUUGCAUGACCACAGAAAAAGAUUAUAAACAUUUAAUUGGAAUCAAAAAUAAUUAUAUAAUUAGUGAAAAUUACAUUAGUGAAAAUAUAUCAUAUUAUUAUUUAUUCUUUAGUAAAAUAAGUGAAGCAAAAAAAAAAAAAAAAUAUAAUAAAAUUGAAGAAAAAAAUGUUGAAGAAUUUUGGAAUGACAAAAAUUUUCAAGAUGCAUCUAAUGAUGGAAUCACGGGAUCAUGUUCAUCUGAUUCUAAUAUUUUGAUGUUAAAAUUUGUUAUAGGUUUAUUUAUUAAUAGUAAAGAAGAUAUACUAUCAUCUAUUUUUGAUGAUAAUAUAUUUAAACUAUUGCAUAAUUUUAUUUUAAAAAAAGUUUCAAGUUAUACCUUAAUAGGAAAUUUAAUAUUUCAUUUAUUUCAUAGUAUUUUUUUAUCAUCUUUCAUAAAAAAUGGAAGAACAACAGAUGUAUGGAAUACAUUUAUAGAUAGUCAUAUUAAAAGAGAUUUUAUUUUAAAACGCAAAAAAAAAAUAGAUAAUAAAGAUGGAAAUAUAUCUAAAGAUACUAUUACCAAUUUAAGUAAUAAUAAUAAUAAUAAUGCUACAUCUUUUAUUCAAGAUAAUAUAUUACAAACUCGUCAAAAUUUUGAUGGAAUUAAUAAAAAUACAUCUCAAAAUCGAAUGGGUUCAGAUUCUUUAAUAAAUCGAACGAUUCAGAAUUCUUCUUCUGAUUUAUAUAUCCAUCAAAAUUCAUAUCGUAAUUUACAUAACAAUAUAAUAUACAUAUAUAAAAAAAAAGGCGAAUGUAUAAUAGAUAUAUUAACAUUUUUAAAGAUAUUAUGUAUAAAUUAUCCACGUUUAGUAACAAAAUAUGUAUGUAUUCUGAAAAAUAUAAUAAAUAGAUACCAUUCAAGAAUUAUGGAAUUUUCUGAAAUCGAUGAUACAUUUUAUCAUCAUAAUUUAGAACAGAUUCAAGAAGUAGAUAAUAGUGGAAAUAAAAAUAGUGUUAACCGAAAUUCAAAAAAUGAAUAUGAUAAACAUUUGCAAUUAAAAGAAAAUAAAUAUUAUAAUAUAAAUGAAGAGAGACGGAUGAUAAUAAUGAAAUAUAGAAGUUUAAAAUUAAUUGCAGAAGAUAAAAUGAAAAUUUGUAUCGAUUUUUAUUCAGAUAUUUUUGUUCAAAUUUUAGAUUUUGCAUCUGUUUUAUGUAAUAAUAUAUAUGAUUUAAAAAUAAUUGAAAGUGUUGUUAUGUGUUUUAAAACCCCUUUAACAGCAAAUUUAAAUAUUUUUAAUUUAAUAAAAAAGUUAUUUAAUCAAUUUACUUGUGCUUUAAAUGGAAAAUUUAAUGAAUUUUCGAAAAUCACAAAUAAGCAGCAUAUAUAUGAAAAAACACGUGGAAAUACAAAAUCGGGGGGACCUUUAAAUAACAAUUUUAGCACAAUAGAUGAUGAAAUAAAUGACAUACCAAAUGGUGACAUAACAAAUAAUGCCCAAAUUAAUGGUAAAAAUAGUAGAGAUCUGUAUCGAAACGUAUUCGGAAGAGGUGCAAAUAUUUCAAGUAGCCAAAAUGCAAUAACCGGUUCAAAUAACAAUGCAAAUUUGGUUUCAUCUUACAAAGGUGGAAAUAGCAAAAAUGGAAAUGGUGAAGAAGAAUAUGAAAAUGGAAAUUACAAUAAUGUUUAUGAUGGAAAUGAUUACAGAUAUGAUGAUGAUGAUGAUGAUUAUUGUUCUAAUGCAUAUUUUACAUACAUAAAUUAUUUUAAAUUAAAUUUGUUAGAAAAAUUAUUUGAACAAAAUAAUUAUCUUAAAGAAAUUUUAAAAAAUAAUAAUGUUAUGGAAUAUCUUGAAAAGAAUAAUGCAUAUUUAAGAAAUUUGAUAAAAGAAAAUUAUCUUGUUGAAAAGCAUAUAAAUGAUAAAAAAAUUUUUAAAAAUUAUGCAUCUAAUUUAGAUGCAUAUAAUAAAUUGCUUUCUUAUGAAAAUGAUUACACAGCAUCUGCUAGAGAUGCAAAUAAGAUAUUACAAGACAUUGAACAAAGUAAUAAUAAACUAAAAUUAUUUUUAAAUUUCAAAGGAGUAAAUUCAUUGUUUGGAACCCAAAUAAAUUCUAUUUCAGAUGUUGGUGGUUUGCAAAAUAAUUUAGAUAAUAAUUCAUUACAGAUUCAAAAUUCGAUGUCUAAUUUUUUAGAAAAUUUACUUGAAGAAAAAAAUUGUAUAAAUUAUUUAUUAGCAGAUAAUAAAGUAGCAGAAAAUUUAUUAAGAGAAAAUAAUAUAUUAAAACAUGAAUAUAAUAAAUAUAAUUUGAUAGAUUUGUUUUUUAAAAAUAUAACAGAAGAAAACCAAUUAGAUAAUAUAAAAAGUAUAAUGCUUACUGAAUAUAAUGUAAAUAAAAUAUUAUCAUAUGAAAAACGAUUCAAAAUAUUAAAAACGAAUUUUGAUGGAUCAUAUAAUAAUAAAGAAGCUAUAAAGAUUUUUUUUGAAGAUAAUAAAGAAGCAAUAAAUUUUUUUAAAGAUAAAAAAUAUGACCCACCAAUAUUUAAAGAUGAUGAUUCAAGUUCAUUAAAUGAUAAUAUUAUGAACAGAGCUAAAGUAAUUUUAAAAAGAGAAUUAGAAGAUGAUUCAAAAAGUUAUAUAGAUGCAAGAUAUUUAUUAAAUAACAUUUUUGAAAAAAGAUUCUAUCCAUAUAAUUGUAUAAAAAUGUUAGAAAAAUGUUUGCUUUUUUUAUCAUCAGUCAAUAAUAAUAAAUUAUGUUAUUAUAUGCCUUUAAAUAAAAAUCUAUUAGUAGAUUAUAUUUUAUUAGAACAAUAUGAAAAUACGAAUAUAAAUACAACAAAUAAUACAUCUAUAGAUAUAGAAAAUAUGCAUUUGCAUGAAAAUAAUAAUGUGAAUAAACUAUUUAAUGAUAUAGAUGAAAAGAACCCUUUUAGAGUUAGAAAUAAAAAAUAUAAUAACAUGAUGUCUUUAAUAGAUACACAAAAUUGUAUAAACACAACUCAAUUUAAAAAUGUAUUUAUACAUAAUUUAAGUAUGCAUAAUAAUAAAAUAUCUAGAGACAAACAUAAAAUUGUUAAACAUUAUAAAACAUUACAUCUAUUAGAUAUGUUAUAUGAAAUAAUUAAAACAAAAGGAAAUUCUUCUUUAGAUUUAUUAAAUUUAAAAUGUUUAUCUCUUGAAAUAUUAUGUUCUAGUUUUGUAAAAAAUUCUUCAUCUGCUUUAUCAGUACUUUGUAUUAUCACAAAUAUAUUUCCUGAUCUAUUUAUAGAUGUUGUAAAACAAUUUAAGGAUCAAAAUGAUCAGCUAAAAAAAAAACUUGAUUUUUUUGAUAAAGAAGCAUCUAUUGGAAAUUCAAAAUAUAAAAAAAUAGAGCAAUUAACAAAUAAUUUAUCGGUUCCAAAAAUUAAUCUUAAAAUUAUUAUUAUAUUUAUGAAGUGCGUUAACUUUUUGAUAUAUAUUAUUGGAAUAAAAAGAAAAUUUAAUAUGUCUUUAACAAAAAUAUGGCAUUUUUUUAAUAAUAUAGAUAAAUUAGAAGAAAUUGAUUCUAAAAUUAAAUCAAAAAGAUCAAAGAAUAUAAACACAAAAGCACAAAAUUGUGCAUUUAUUGACAUUUUUUAUAAUUUUGAUGAAUUUUUUGAUGAUUUUGAUAUGGAAAAAAAUAAUGAAGAUGUAGAAAAUUGCCAAAAUAUAAAUAAUAAUAAUCAGCCAUUUGAUAAUAUUUUAAAUAUUGGUGAAUCAACUCAUGUUGGAAAUAAAAAUGUUAUAGAAAGAGAUCGAGAAGAAAAUUCUCAAAAUGUUAAACAUAAUUUAGAACAAGGAAUAAAUAAUAAUAGUACUAUCAGAAGUAAUAACAAUAAUAAUAAUAAUAAAGAAGCAAAUCCAAACGAUUUUGAAGAUAAUGAAAAUAACGAUAUAUAUGAAAAAUGUUUAAAAAAAAAAUUAAUGAUAGAAGAUGAUGAUAAAAAUAUAUGCAAACAUUUAAUAAUUUUAACUAACUAUAUUGUUCAGAAUAUUUUUUAUAAUUUAAUAAAUAAUUUUAUUUUAAAAAAAAUACGGGAUCAAAAAUAUGAGGCAGAAGAUUUUUUAGAUGAAAAUAUUAAGUUGGAAAUUUUUAUGAAUAAACAAGAAAAUUCAAUGUUUAAAAGAAGAUAUAAUUAUUAUAUUAAUAAAUCUAAAAAUAUUGAAUCGCAAAUUACUACAAUGCAAAAUGAUGUAAAUACUAAUACAUCUAACAUAUAUCAAAUUGAGCAAGUUCUUAGACAGAACAAUAUAACUUUUGAACCAUAUAUAAAUUCUCAAAAAAUGUUUGAUAAAGCUUUUUCACCAAAUUUGAGUGGAAAUUUGAGUGGAAAUUUGAGUGGAAAUUUGGGUGGAAAUUUGGGUGGAAAUUUGAGUGGAAAUUUGGGUGGAAAUUUGAGUGGAAAUUUUGGUGCAUCUAUUUCUGCAAAUUCUUUGAACCCGUUUUCAACCAAUCUUGGGAUCGGAUCAUCUACAUCUCAACUAGCCACAACCCCAAUACCUUUAGGAAAUUCUACUAACAUAUCUUUGUUCAAACAAGAUAACAAAGGAACGAAUUUUUCAACCAUGUUUAAUAGUACCAAUACACAAACUAAUAUAUUAAGUGAAACAUCAAGAACUAGUUUAAAUAACACACCAACUCUUAGUACAUCUAAUUUUAACAAUUCUACUAAUUUCUUGAAUCCAUCUCAAACAAACACUCCAUCUCAUUCCAUUAUGGAUUCUCAAAGAACCAUGUUUGCAUCUACAUCAAGGUUACUUUCACCAUCUCAAGAAACACUAGGAUUAAAUACUUCAUCUAAUAAUAAUACAAUUCGUGAUGCAUCUAAUUCUUCUUUAUUUAAUGCACCCACUUCUUCCAAUAAUAAUAAUAUGUUCAAGCCACAAACUGGACUAAAUAUGUUUUCAUCCUCCAAUUCAGGAACAAAUACAUCUACUCUAUUUUCAACUCCCCAGUCAAAUACAACAGGACUGUUUGGCGGUUCGAGUUUGGGAAGUGCUGGCUUGGGAAGUGCAGGGUUUGGAAACAAUAAUUCUAAUAUUAAUGAUUCUAGAAGUAGUAGUAGCAUAUUUGGAUCGAAUAUACAAGCUAACAAAAAUAAUUCAAGUGUGUCAUCAUUUGGAAGCAUGUUCAAUCAAACAUCAAGCACAUCUAAUACAGGUACUAAUUCUUUAGGACUAAGUGGUGGAUUUGGUUUGGGUUCAAGACCAGGAAUGAAUACAAGUAAUAAUUUAUUGUUAAAUAAUAUGGAUUCUAAAAAUAGUCAAUUAGGAGGAACACUUGGUGCAUCUACCAGUACAUCUCUUUUUGGAGCAAAUAGAAGUAACUCAACCUUAACAAAUAAUACAGUAUUUUCUAGCACCACAAAUACAAAUAGUUUAUUGAAUCCAACUAGCCAAAAUAAUAACAGUUCUAAUAUAUUCAACAAGAACCCAUUAGGUACAUCUAACACGAUUUCAAAUAAUAGUAAUUUAUUUUCGUCACCAACUACAUCUACCUCUUUAUUUGGUUCAAAUACAACCCCCCAAACAUCAUCAUUUGGAAGUGCAACAAACAAUAUGACUCAAGCUACAUCAUCAUUUGGAAACGCAACAAAUAAUAUGAAUCAAGCUACAUCAUCAUCUUUAUUCAAUAACUCUUUUGGAUCUCAGCAAAACAAUGUUACAUCUAGUAACAAUUUGUUGGGUCUAUCUUCAAAUAAUUUAACAUUAACAGGACAGGGAAUGAAUCAACACUCAUCUCUAUUUAGUAAUAAUAACAUGGGUUUUUCAAAUAACUUAAUGGGAAGUAAAGGAAAUAAUUCUUAUCUAUUUGGAAAUGAAACUAAUCAAAAUAUUAUGAACAAUAAUACAAGUUUAUUUAGUACAGGAAAUAUUUAUUCACAUCUAGGAAAUGAACAAAAUAAUUUACAAAAUAUAUUAAAUAGAGAAGGUAUUAACAAUAUAAAUAAAUUAAAAGAAUAUUAUGAAAAUUUAAAAAUAAAAACAAAUGUAUUAAAUGCUGAAAUAUAUAAAAAUAAAAUAGAAUUAAAAAAAAAUGAAUAUAAUUUACAAAAAGAAAAAAAAAUCCAAUUUAUAAAAGAAGCAAAAUUAAGACAUAUGAAAUCUAAAUCAGAUAUAAAUUUUAAAGAAAAAGAAAUGUAUAUAUUAAUAAUUUUAGUUUUUAUGUAUUUUAGGUUAAUAUUAAAAGGUCCAUUGCCUUUCACAAAAAAUAAUCAGAAACUAAAUAAAAUAAUGAAUGAAAGAUUUGACUAUUUAUGUGAUUUUAGAUCAACUAUGUAUUUAUUUGAACAGAUUCUAGGAGAAUCAAAUAGAUUUUUAAAUAUAUUUUUUAAUGUAAUAUUUUUAGAUAAUAUAUUACAUGAAUAUAAUAAAAAUUUAGAACAAAUUAUAUCAAAAUAUAAAAAUCAUUCAGAUUAUAUAACUAUAUGUAAUAAGAAAAAAACAUUGUUUCGAACCGACAUUGGUGAGGAAAAUGCCGAGAAAGCUGGCGAAGCCACCAUUUCAGCUCAAUUUAAAAAUGGAAAAGAUUCAGCAAAUGGAAAAGAUGCAACAGAUGCAAGCGCGACCGACAACUUAUUUACCACACUGACACCCGAAGCUUAUUAUAAAAAAAAGAUGGAAUAUAUAAUUUGUUCAUAUUCCAAAGAAAGCUAUAAUAAUGUACUUUUCCAUAAAAUCAAAUCUUUAGGGUUAAGCAUUUUAAAGAUAUUAUUUGAGCGUGAUGUUUUAUUUAUACAUAUGUAUAAUCAGUGGAAAAAUGAAAAAAUAUUAUAUGAAAAAAUUAAUAAAUUUCAUUUAAAUUUUAAUUCUAUAAAUGAUAAUGUAACGUUAAUAAAUAAUAUGACUAAUACAAAUGAUUCUACAUCUGAAUCUAUUUUGAAUAGUAACAAUAAUAAUAAUAAUAAUAAUUUUAUUGCUUCAAAUUUUAAUGACAUAAAUUCAAGAGGGACUGAACAAAUAAGAGAAGGGUUAGAUGCAGGUACAUCUACUGGUACAGAUGGAAAAGAUAUAAAUUUCACAGAAUCAUUAUGUACACCUAUAUGUGUACAUAAUUUUUUGUUUAAAAAUAUUAAUAUAAAUUCAAGUACUACUUAUUUAAUUUUAUUAUUAAAAAACUUUUUUCGAACUAGCGAAAUUAACAAAAUAAUUAUAUAUUUGAUUUUACAAAUUAUUGUAAGAGAUACCAAAACAACAAUAAAUAUAUUAAAAAGAGAUUCUGAAUCAUUUAAUUAUUUAAAAUAUGCAUUAAAAAUGAUUUUUAUAUAUAAUUUAAAUUACCAAAAAUUUAAUAAUUCAUAUAUUAUGUCAAAUAGAGAAAUAAAAAUGCAAAAUAUUUUGAACAAUUUUAUUGACAUUCCUUUAAUGUAUUAUUUAAAAAAAAAUAAUAAUAUAAAAAGAAGUGAUUCUAUGAUAAAUAGUCGAAAAAAUCAAGAAUUUUGUGAACGAAAUAAAAAAAAUUCAAUAUCAGGAAAUGAAGUUUUAAACACAUCUAACUGGUUAUCUUACAUCAAUAAGUAUAGCAAUGGAAGUAAUGAAGAUGAUAUAACUUAUCGAGAUGGAAAAAACAAAUCGAAUCUGAGCAAAUCAGAUAUAACCAAAUCAGAUAUAACCAAAUCAGAUAUAAACAAAUCAGAUAUAAUUUUGAAAACGAAAAAAGAUGGAAAUUAUUUAUUUGAUGGGAUAAUGGAAGAAGGAAAGAAUAGCACAAAUAGUUGCUCCGAUAGUACAUAUAACAGUUAUAGUAGUGAUAUAAAUAAUUUAGAAAAUACGAAAAAUACAACAUUAAAUUAUAAUUUAAGAAAUGAAAUGAUACUAAAAUGUAAAAAUUUCAAAUUUAAAAAUUCAAAAAAAAAUAGAUCAAAAUAUGUAUAUGAUUACUUAUCAUAUAAUGAUGUAAUAGAUACGAUAAAAAGUAAAAAAAUUUGUGUUUUUUAUGAUAAUAAAGAAAAAGAUGAAGAUAAUGAUAAUAUAACAUUUUAUAAUUUAUCAUCAGAAAAUAUAAAUGAUAAUUAUUCAAAAAAUGAUUAUCAUAAUGAAAUCAAAUCAAUUAAUUAUGAUAUAACAGGUUUUUGUAGCUGUUACAAUUUUUUACCAAUAAAUAAAUUUUAUACAGAAAAAUAUGAUUUUAUAGAAAAUGAAUUAGUUUAUAUUAGUGAUUUGAAAUUAUAUUUUUAUGUCAAAUCGUUUAAAAGACAUUCUUAUUUUACUAAACUUUUGAAUAUCGAAAAGGUCAGUCCUACAUCUGAAAAUGGGAACGAUAAUGAAAAUGGGAACGAUAAUGAAAAUGGGAACGAUAAUGAAAACGAAACAAUACAAGAUCGAAAUCGUGAAGGAAAGGAUACAAAAUUUCGAACUAAUAAUAAAAUAGAAUCAGAAAAUGAACAAACUGAUAUAAAUAAAAUUGUAGAAGAUGAAAUAAAAGUAUUCGAUUUUUACAAUAAAUUAAAUAAACUUAAUGAGAAUAUGUUAUUUCCUAACAUCUUUUAUGAUAAUAAAAUAGAUAAAAUGAAAUAUAUAGAAUAUAUAAAACAGAUUGGGGAAAUGGAACGAAAAGAAAAUUAUGGAAAAUAUAAAAAAAAUUUAAACCCAUUAAAUAAUAUAUUAAAAAAAAAAAAAAAUGAAAUUGAAAAACAAUUAUCUAUAGAAUUACAAAAAAAAUAUAUACAUAUAAAUAAUGAAUAUUGUGAAUGGAUAGAAUUAAGCCAUUUAUUAAAUGUAGAUAUAGAUUAUAAUGAAAUAAGAGGUGGGUUAUAUAAAAAUAAUAAUAUUUUUAAUAAUUAUAGUAGAAUAACCAUUACUAAAUUAAUUUUAUAUUUUUAUGAAAUUAUGAUUCGAAAAUUUAUAUUCUUAAAUGAUUCAGAUCCAUUAAUUGAAAGUUGUGUAUUAUCAUUAUUAGGUUUAUCUUUUACACCUUCCAAACAAAUAGAUAAAAAAAAUAUCAUAACAAAUAUAGAAGAAUCUUUAGAAUUAGAAGAAAAUUGUUUCUUAAAUUUGCUGAUAAAAAAUAUAGUUAUAAAUUUUUCGAAUUAUGAUCAUAUAUCUGAAACCAUUCAAAUUGGUUACAAUAAUGAUAGUGAUAAUGUUAUUGAAAGUGGUGAAGAAUAUAGUCAAAAAAAAAAAAAAAAACUAUUAAUAAAUGAAAAAUUAAAUAAAUUCGAAUUUGAAGAUGAAGAGGAAAGCGUUUUAGGAAAUUACACAAAUGAUAAUGAUAAUGAAAAUGAUAAUGAAAAUGAUAAUGAUAAUGAAAAUGAUAAUGAAAAUGAAAAUGAUAAUGAAAAUGAAAAUAAAUUUUUAAAAAAUUCCAGUUUAUAUAAAAUGGGGUCCGGGUUAAGGAACGAAAAUUCAAACAUGAUAUUUUUGAAUAAAAAAAAAAAAGAUUAUUAUAAAAAAAAUAUAUAUUUAAAUAAUUGUAAUAAUUUAAAACAAUAUAAUACAUUUGAAAAAAAUAUAUAUUUUAUUAAAAGCUUAAAUAUUAUAUAUAUGUUAUCUAAAAAUAAAAAAAUAAAAGAGUAUAUAAUAAAUUUAAUAAAUACAAUGUGGCAUAAUAAAUAUAAUGUCUUUUAUUAUAUUACCCAAAAUGUAAAUAUUGAAAAAUUAAAAGAUACAGAAAAAAUUAUUUUUUUUAAAAUUUCGUUACACAUUUUAAAUAUUUUUAUUCCAAUAUUAGAUUAUAUACUAAAUAAUAUAGAUAAAUAUGUUGACAAAUUUAUUAAUUUAAGUUUCCCAAACGAAAAAGAAGAUAAUAAUAAUAAUGUAGUAUCGAGUAGUUCCGAAUUUGGAAAUAAAAAUAUAGGUUCACAAACAUAUUGUAAUAUAUUUCAAAUAAUAAAUAAAGAAAAUUUUGAUGAAAAAAAAAAUUUAUUUGAAUUUUUAAAUCCAUUAUUCACAUUUGAUAAUGCUCAAAAUUUUAUAAAUCAUUAUAUUAAUAUUGUAAAAGAUUAUAACGAUAACUAUUUAAAACAUUAUAUUUAUCAUUAUUAUUUAUUUAAUUAUAAUUUUGAGUUUCAAAAGAUUUAUAAUUAUUCAAAUAUAGAACAUAUACAUUAUAUAAAAACCAAUAAAAUAUAUAACAAUGUGAAUAAAAACUGUUUUGACACUAAGAGUAAAAUAAAUGAAUAUAAUAAAAAGAAUGUGCAUUUGCUAUAUACAAAUAUAAUAAAUGUGUAUGUUAAUUUUUGCAAAAUACUGAACAGUUAUAAGGGUAGCAAACGUGGCGGUGCAAAUUUCAGUUAUGUGGAAACUCGCGAUAAUGAAAAGGAUGGUAAUGGCGAUAGUGAUAGUAAUAGUGAUAGUGAUAGCGAUGGUGAUAGUGAUAAAAUAGCAAAACCGACAGAUGUAGAAAACGAAAAUGGAUUCAAUUUUGAAAAUUUGCAUGAAAUAAUAGGAAACAAAUCUUAUCUAUUAAAAUUUUUAGACGAUUAUUAUAUAAAUGAUGAAAUAUCAAAAAAAAAAAAAAAAGAAUAUCUUGAAAAAAAUGUAUAUAUUUAUAAUAGUAUAAAUUAUUUAAACAUAAAUUAUAAAAAUUGGCUACUUGUUUAUAAAACAUAUAUAGAAAAAAUAACAUAUUUAGUAGAUUUAAUUUUAAAAAUAAAAAAUAAUACCAUAAAAAAAAAAAUAUAUUAUUUGAAAAAUUAUUUUUAUAUAGUAAAUAAUAUACAAAAACAUUUAAAAAAUAUAACAAAUAUAAUAAAAUCAUCAUAUUAUAUAAAUUUUAACAUUCAGAUUACUCCUAUUCUUUUUAUUGUCUAUUUAUUUAUAACUAUAUUUUUUUUAUCACAUAAUAAUAAAUUUGCUUUUAAAUAUUUUUCUUCUAUUAACAAAGGUUUUAAUAAUUUAUUUAAAGGAAAAAAUAUGCUUCAUUUUAGAGACGCUCAAAAUGGUGAUGACGAAGAUGGUGCAAAUAAUAAUGAAAAAGAUGAUACAAAUAAUAAUGAAAGAGAUGGUGCGAAUGAUAAUGAAAGAGAUGAUACAAAUAAUAAUGAAAAAGAUGGUGCGAAUAAUGUCAGUUUGGGUGCCGAAAAAAAAAGCGGUUCUAAAAAAGGAAACGAACCAGAUGCACAUCUAUAUGAUAAUGACGAAUUUAAGAUUGAUCAUUUAAAAUAUAACAAAAAAUUGAAAAUGUCAUCUGUUUUUUCUAAACAAAUAUUAACAAAAGAGUUUCAAAAUAAUAUAAUAAACAUUCCAAAAACAUAUAACCAAAUUUUUAAUUCAAAUAUGGUUAAUAAUUUUGAUAAAAAAACCAAAACAAGAUAUAACAACAUUAUUAGUUCAUCUAUACAUCAUAAUGAUCGAAUAGAUGCAUUUUCGAAUCUACAAAAAGGAGAAUUAUAUAGAUCUGGUUUUUUUAUUAACAAUGUUUAUAAUGAUAAUAAUGAUAGUAACAAUGAUCAUGUGAAAAAUUCAGAUGAAGAUAAAAUAUAUUAUGAUAUACAUAAAGAAUAUUAUAAAUUAAUUUUAAAAAGUGGUGAGUUUUUUGGGAAUAUAUUAAAACUGUUAAUAGUUUUAAUAACAAAAAAACAUCCAGUUUUAAAUAAAUAUACAAUUAUAUAUAUAUAUGAAUGUUUAUAUACAUUAUUAAAUAUAUAUCAUUAUAGUUAUAAUUUUUCUGAAAAAGAAUAUAAUUCCCAAAAUAAUAAAAAUAUGUUCAUAUCAUUAAUUAAAAAAAUAGAUCAAAAUAUAUUAAGCGAAUUUAUUAGUACACUAUUUACCGAUUCAUAUAAGAACUUUUUUACAAAUAACAAUUCAACUAUCCCAAUAUAUUUUUAUAAUAAUAUAUAUAAAUUUAUAGAUUAUAAUACCGAAAUAUUUAUGAUAAAAAAGCGUGGAGAAUUACCUGAUAAUGCAUCUAUUUUAGAAUCACCAAAUCAAAUGAAAAUGAAUGAUUUAAUAGAUUCAGAUAAUAGUGAUAUAGGAAACUAUUUCAUAAAUAAAGAACAAAUGUAUAUGAAUCAAAAAAAACAAAAAAAAAAAAAAAAAAAAGUUCAUUUUGAAAAUACAGAACCUACCAACAUUAUUAAUGUAAACACAAAUGAAAAAGAUUCAGGAAUUAUAAAUUUAAAAUUUAAAAAUAAUUUUGAAAAUAAAAUACAAUUAAGUAGUACGAGUUUAAAUCUAUAUGAAGAAAUAUAUUGUAGUAAUUUUUUAUAUAAUCAAAAUGAUUUGAAUUUGCUUAGUAUAAAUUUAUUAAUAUUUUUAUUAACAAAAAUAGGUAUAUAUGAAAUUGAUAUAAAAUUUAAUGAAAAUAAUAUAAAAAAUAUAAUAAAAGGAAAUUUAUUUAUAUAUGGUGAUAAUUUUACAAAUGAAAAUGAAAAUAAAAUAUUACAUACAUGUUUUUUAUUAAGUGCAUUAUGUGACACAUCAUAUAUAAACGAUUUUAUUUCUCAUGAUGAUUUAUUCAGUUUAUUUUUAAAUAGUAAUAUAUUUAAUAAUUUACAAGAAUAUAAAUUUAAUUAUUUAUCAAGCAGUAUAUCUUUUUUAACGUUUCCUACAAAUUUUCUUGAAAAUAAAAAUAUAUAUAUACCACUUCCAAUGUUGGUUAUAUCAUAUAUUACUGUUAUAUUAAAAGUUAUAGAUAAAAAAGGAUUACACUUAUUUAACAUAAUUGGAAAAUGGAUAAAUAUGAAUAUCAAUAUUUUUACAAACUAUUUGAUUGUUAAUAAUUAUCUUAUGAAAUCAAAUGAAAUCACACAUGAAAUAAAUAAUUUUACAACAUAUAAUCACAAUCUUGUAUAUAAAUGUUUGUGUUAUGCAUCUACCUGUAAUUUUACGCGACAGUCCCCAAAUAGGCCCGUAAAUGUGUCUAGUGCAUCUAAAAUGGGUGUGAAUAAAAAUAAAGAAAAUAGUAUGAACAGUAUGAACGAUGUGAACGAUGCGAACGAUGCGAACGAUGCGGAAAACUUAAUAAACCAUGCGAACGUCAAACUUGUUAACUUAGACAUAAUAUAUUCAUGUACAUAUUAUCUACUAAGAUUGUAUAAAAAUUAUCUUUUAUAUAUACAUCAGAAUUAUUUAAAUUUAAAAAAAUUAAAAAUAGUUGAAAAUAUGAAUAAAAGAAAAAAUUUCAAGUCAAAAAAAGUUAAAAAAAAUUUAACAUAUAUGGAAAAAAAUAUUAUUAAUAAAAAAGGAAAUAUUGAAGAAACAAAUUUAUCUAACAACAUAAACAAAUCUAUUAACACAAUUAGUGAUGGAUAUAAUAUAUACAAUACGAUGCCGAUACAAAAAGAAAAUUAUAUUAGAAAUAACGACGGAAAUAAUAGCGAAUUUGAAAAUAACGAAAGUUCAGAUGAUGAUGAAAAUAACGAAAGCUCAGAUGAUGAAAAUAGUGAAAAUUCAGAUGAUGUAGAUGUAGAUAUUCGAGAAAUGGGUUCUAUAAAAAAUAAUUUUUCUAAUUUAAUAAAUUCUGUAUAUGAAAAUAAAAAUAGUCAAUUUGGUAUUGGAAAUUAUAAUGAUAAAAAUGGUAUUAAUAAUCAUUUUGAAAAUAGUGAUAAUAAUAAUAAUGGGUUUGUUGGAAAUAACAAUUUUUAUAUAGAUAAAGGAAUCAACUUUGAGUUUAACGAAAUAUCAUUAAAUAUAUGUAACAUAAUAAAAGAGCAUACAUAUAUACUCCAAUAUGUUAAAGAUCUUUUAAACAUUUUAUCUAUCUUUGUUGUAUAUAAUAUAAGUUUGAAAGAUGAAAAUGAAUUAAUAACAAAUAAUAUGAAUAAUAAUAAUAAUAAAGAAUCACAAAGAGACCAUUACAUACAUCUUAAAAGCGAUAAUAAUAAUAAUAAUAAUAAUAACAACCAUGUUGGAAAUAAUAACCAUGGUGAUGAAAAUAAUUAUAAUUUUGAUACAAAAGAAAUGAAAAGGAAAAAUAUAAGAACACAUCGAAUAUUACAAAAUAUAAUUCCAAAAUAUUCUAUUAAAUUUCAUUGCAUUAAUUUAUGUUUGGAUAUAAUUGAAUAUGAUAUAGGACUAUAUGAUGACUAUAUACAACAAUAUAAAACAAAAUAUUUCGAUUAUAUUAAGAUUGUUUUAAAAGUAUUUAUGAAUGCAUCUUUUUAUUACAUUAAUGUGAUUAAAUAUGAUAAUAGGCAUAUGUUAAAGAGUGUAUCUAUGGCAAUGAAAAAAUUAACUAAUAUUAUAUUUUUUUUAUUAAAAAAUUUAACAAGAAAAGAAAAAUCAAAUGAUGAUGAUGAUAAAACAAAACAUGCUUUAAUAAAUAAAUUUUUAUAUGAUAAAAAUGGAUUUAAAAAAAAUGCACAUGAAAUAACAACAGAAUUAUUUAAUUGUGAUGAUAAUAUUUUUAAUGAUAAAAAACCAUCUUUAGAUAAUGUUAAAAAAUUUUUAGAAAACACAGAAAUAGAUAUUCAUGUUUUAAAAAAAAUAUUAACAUGUAUUAUUUAUUUUACUUUUGCUAUCUUAAAUAAUCAAAAGGUUAACAAAAUUAAUAUCGAAAAUAUUAAUCUUAAUCAUAUUAAUAAAAUUAACUUAAAAAAAAUUGCAAAUACAUAUUUGGAAAAUAACAAUAUAUUAAAAGUUUUCACAUUUAUAUUACAAAGAUCCACUCAAAUUUAUUAUCUUUUGUAUAACUAUGCAACACAAUCAUAA